GUCUUGACUUCGGAUGGUGACGUGUGGAAACCUUUAAAUUGAUGAUCAGCGAUGUCGCCAAAUGCUGAAAAUGUUCGUAACCUGCACAGGGUGAGCUUAGGAAAGUACUCUUUCAUGCUGGAGUUCCUUACCCAACAAUGGCAGGUGGUUGAAGAAGAGAAGAAUAAUCCAGAGACGACGUACAAAGUGUCUAUCAUCAAUGUGUGGGAUUCAUUCAACGCAUUCCUCGAAGUGAACGGCUACCCUAGCGACUGUUGCAGCAAAAUUCUCUUUGGUAAGCUGCUGAAGCAAGCAGGUGUGGAGAAAGUGAAGAGAGGUCCACGAUAUAAUCAAAAGUUCUAUUACUAUCCAUUGGUUCCCGUUGAAGGUUCCAUGACCGAGGCUAUGAUGUCGACUGUAACUCAGGAUCCCGACGCAUGUGGCGAAAUGCGAGAGCAAAACUACGACUCAGACAGCACAGUCAAGAAGGAAAACCUGAUCGCUACAGAGGCAGUUUCGUCGAAGAACAAAGAUAUCAACGUGACUUCAAACCAAGGCAUUCAAUUCAUUAAAAAUGAAGUUGUUGAACAUUAUGAUUUCAAUGGGAGCAUUGCUCUUUAUAUCAAAGAAUAACAAGUUGAAUGCAGUCGAGAAUAUGAGAAUUAAACACCAUCAACUAUUUUUGGAGAUGCCCUCAGUUCUUCCUCUUUAUGUUGGCACAGAAAACACUGAUGAUUAGGACAGCAUGUGAGGCGUCAACAGCGACGGCGGUUUUCUGUAAAAAAUAACGAAAAAGUUUACACAAGACGGAAAUUUUGUCGUUAUAGAGAAGUGAAGAAAGCGUUAUUUAAUCCACACUUUAGAGAAAUUGGUGCUGGUGCACAUGAUGCACCGCUAUUGGUGGGACUGGGCCAUUGCUUUGCAUGUGCCUCUAUCGUAGCCAUCAAAUAGUUAUUAUGUCAAUACGUAUUUAAAUAGAAUUUUAAUUUCACGUUUCAGGCGAACGCUUGAUUUUGCUGCACGUCCCGGUUUUUAAUCUUAAAUCUUUUAAACCCAUUAAGAACAUAUUUGAGAUGUUGCAUAGUUAUAGAUCGUGUUGUUAACUUGAUUGUGUUAACAAGAUAAAUUAAAAUUAGUUUGAUUAACGACCCGAGUAAUGUAGCUUGACCACUUAUUCAGUCUAAGUAAAAAUUAUGUUCUUAUUCGUUUGAAAUCUAUAGGAUACU
Hyalella azteca is the source of this 1205-nucleotide messenger RNA. RefSeq lists its product as uncharacterized. NCBI's taxonomy places the organism in Eukaryota, Metazoa, Arthropoda, Malacostraca, Amphipoda, Hyalellidae. The record is from RefSeq and is a predicted model, not a curated record. Bases 52 to 612 code for a protein of 186 amino acids. The transcript is spliced from 2 exons.